CACUGAUGUGCUUUAAUUAAUAUAUCCAUGCUGGGUUCGCUUACACGACCUUUCUUUUUCUUUUCUCUUUUCUUUGUUUUGUUAAGCAUUGCAGGCUGUAUGUACCGAGUAGUUCAGACAACGGGACCAGAUGGAAAAAACCUUCUGAAAUUGCUUCCAAUUUCUAAAUCCUCAGCAAGCUUUGUGCCGAUAGUUCAGUCGUCAGCCAUGCCAAAUAAUCCUAAAGCGAAUAUAUCUAGCCCGGUUCAUCUUACUUUUAAGACCCAGCUUCCCAAUUCUACUACAGCUUCAUCUGUUAAGAUACCUGUUUUUCAGUCUGCUAAUCCAGGAAAGAUUAUUCUUACAAGGACAGUAGACAAGCAGGAAAGUGUUAGAGCACCUUCUGAAAAGGAAAGCUUGACUGCGAAAUCGGCUGCUAACGUCCAGAGCGGUUGUGUUUCAGUCGAUAGACUGUCUUUACAGAACAUUGCUGUAACAAGUUCAUCUAACCAGACUAACACUGCAUACAUGUUGCUAAACACAAAGAGUCUCCCAGUGUCUGUGAAAACUCCCAUGCUGCCCACUGGCCACCACCUCCAGAUACCAGCUGAUGCAGAGGUGAAGUCUGUCCCAGCCUCUUUUCUACCGCCCGCAAUACAGCAAAAAAUACUCGCAGCUGCAGCAACGAAUGCGUCUGGAGGAGCAGACAGCACGAAGAUGCCGACUGUUAUUUAUGUGUCGCCAGUGAACACGGUGAAAACGAUGCUCCCCAAGCGUCUGCAAACCAUUUGCCCCAGGCCCAGCACGGAAGUUUCGAAGCCACUGGUAAUGACAGCUGCACAAAAGGCGAGUAGCUCUCAUCCAGAGACAGGGACGUCUGAUGGGCAGCAGGGCCAGCAAGGUCCGGUGAAAUGGAUUGUGCAGUCGCGUGCCCAGCCGUCAGCRCCUUGCCUUAUUCCUGUAAAGUCAUCCAAUAACGUGGCUUCCAAAAUCCUGAAAACAUUAGCGGACAUGAAGAAUGUAGAAGUCAAUUCUGCAAACAUUUUGCCGCUCUGUUCCAGUAGCCCUGGUGGAAGCCAAGCAAAACUCACCUCUAUUAAAGAUAACGCUCUGGUCAUGUGCAACGGGAAGGUCUAUUUGUUGACUAAAAGAGGCUCUGAUGUUUUGACAGCCCAAGCUGACAAACAGGCGUUGUCUUCGUCUGAUGUUUCACUUAGAAAGGAGGCGUCCAAACUAAUGGAUUCUGAUGCAGUCACUAAAAUAACCAGUAAAGUGGUGAAUUUUGUAUUGUCAAAAAACAAAGGGAUGGUGCUGUCUCAGAAAGAUCCCAAAAUGUGCCCAAAUUCGGAUGUCCCUUCCCCCGCUGGUUUAAGAAAAGACUUGGAGUCUGCACCUGCAGUUGUGGGGACACCAAGUGUUAAUCAGCAGAAUUCCGUCGUUAACCAGGGCAAGAGUCUGCCCGUCACCCAGAGCAUUUCGAGUGGAGCGACCCCUCUUACAGAAGUAGGGAUCCAGGAAAACRUAUGCCAGAAUGGCAAAGAGAAGAGCCCUUCUCCCAAAGCAGCAACRUCUGCUGUAGCUCAUUCUAAACAAAAGAGUGCUCCUGGUGAAGACUGUCCAAAGAUCCAGUUUGAGAAGAUGGAUUCACCAGGAAAGGUUAUUCAAAUCAAACACCAAGAGAAACCACAUUGGAAACAAUACAUGGAAUUAAGGAAAAAAUUUGGCCUCUCUAAGGAGGAGAGGGUAUGCCUUAGGAGAAUACCCUUAAGGACCUCCUCUGAGAUAUGGGAAGAAAGAGUGUGUCCCAGUAAUAGCUCGAAAAGGAGAAAUGAUUCUAGCAGUUCAUCGUCAUUAGAUUUGGAAAUAAUAAGUCAACGUCAAGAAUGUGUUGAACAGCAAAAGAUAAUUGUGGAUCUGGAAGAGGAUUUGUCUAAGAAAAGAAGGAUGAAAUCCUCACCGCUGGCAGACGUGGGGAAAAGGAGGAAGACGUCAGUCAAAUCAACCACGAAUACAAGUCUGGAAAACAGCAGCCCCAGUCCCGUAGUCCUUAACAAAAGUGUUUCGCCUCCAMCUGUCCUGUUGCAGAGUGUUUCCACGGGCUCUGUUGUAUCUCCUCCAGUGAAGGACUCUGAGCAAGACCCGUGCUCUCAAAGUAGUGACAUUACAGACUCAAGUGUCCCCGUUUUAGUGGCAUGUGAAAACAAUACUUCGGUUAUUGAAGGUUCCUUCAGAGACGACGUUUUCCCUUUGACUCCCCCGGACUUGGAUGAAACAAUUAGGGAUGAAAAAAUAAAGCGACUUAAACAGCUCUUAAGAGAACGAGAAGCAGCACUCGAGGAGAUGCGCAGAAAGAUGCAGCAAACCUGAGAUGCUGGAGCUGGGCGUCUGGACCACGUUCAGCUUUGCUUCAGUGGCUGCCACGAAGAAUUCUACGCUUAAAUAUACUUAAGUUUUCUUUUUUUUCUUCCUGGUAAAUGGAGGGUCUUAAUGAGAUUUAUAAUGUGUGCAUAUUUAGGAAAGUCUAAGUUUCCUCCUAGACACCAGGAGUAUAUGAAUCAACUUGUCUAGAAUUCUGUUUUUGGGAUGUUAUGUCUCAACGCAGAAGAUAAACGCUUUUAUUAGUGUAUUCUCUAUAUUUUGAAUUGAGAGCUUUCUGUAUUAGUCCUAGGAAAUAAACUCUCCCGCUGUGGAAUUUCAUGGCCUAUCCCUUAGAAACUGAAUGUAAAUUGCAAACCCCAAUUAUAGAUAUUUUUUUUCCUYUGCUAAUGUUUUAUAGUGCAUGACAACUUUUGUGAAUUACUGGAAAGUAUCAAUUUGUCAUAAAAGGUCAUUUGUCAGUGUUUAAUAAAUACUAUUUAAGCAAUCUGGG
Molecule: messenger RNA, 2848 nt
Organism: Nothoprocta perdicaria
Lineage: Eukaryota; Metazoa; Chordata; Aves; Tinamiformes; Tinamidae
Gene: LRIF1
Product: ligand dependent nuclear receptor interacting factor 1
Exons: 3
Coding region: 28-2346 (772 amino acids)
Biological process (GO): regulation of DNA-templated transcription
Molecular function (GO): nuclear retinoic acid receptor binding
Source: RefSeq, a predicted model, not a curated record